AUGCAGGCAAAGGGAGACGUACACAGCCUCCGUGGUCAUCCCCAGAUGCAUCAGAACAACCCAAACUGCGCUUGUACAACAGUCUAACCCGGAAUAAGGAAGUCUUUGUUCCACAAAAUGGCAAAAAGGUCACAUGGUAUUGCUGCGGACCCACUGUAUACGACGCCUCACACAUGGGACAUGCACGGUCCUAUAUUUCUUUUGAUAUCCUGAGAAGAGUUUUAAAGGACUAUUUUAAAUACGAUGUUUUUUACUGCAUGAAUAUCACAGAUAUUGACGAUAAGAUAAUUAAACGAGCCAGGCAGAACUAUUUGUUCCAGCAGUACAAAGAGAACCAACCUCAGCCGGAUGCAUUACUGAAGGAUGUGAAGACCGCCCUGGUGCCAUUUGUGCGAAAGUUGAAUGAGACAACCGACCCGGACAAGAAGCAGAUGCUGAAGAAGAUCCACGAUGCAGUGACAGCUGCCAUCCAUCCUUUGGAAGAAGCGAUCAGUAAAUCGGACCCUCCGGAGGAUAUUAAGAGUUCUGCACAGAUUUUACUGAAGGAAUCAUCAGAUUUACUCUCUGAUUGGCUGGAUGCCCAGAAAGGAGGAGAAGUGACAGACAACUCCAUCUUCUCGAGCUGCCCCAAUUCUGGGAAGGAGAGUACCACAAAGACAUGGAUGCGCUGAAUGUUCAACCACCAGAUGUUCUUACACGGGUUAGUGAAUAUGUGCCAGAAAUUGUAGAAUUUGUGCAGAGAAUUGUGCAGAAUGGUUAUGGCUACGUAUCCAACGGCUCUGUAUACUUCAGCACAGCCAAGUUUCACUCCAGUGAUAAACAUUACUAUGCCAAGCUGGUACCGGAGGCCGUUGGUGAUCAAAAUGCUCUUCAGGAGGGAGAAGGUGAUCUCAGCAUUUCUGCUGAUCGGUUAAGUGAGAAGCAGUCACCCAAUGACUUUGCUCUAUGGAAGGCCUCAAAACCCGGGGAGCCAUCGUGGGAUUCUCCAUGGGGAAAGGGUCGUCCUGGGUGGCACAUCGAGUGUUCAGCAAUGGCAGGCUCCAUCUUGGGAGAAUCCAUGGACAUCCAUGGAGGAGGAUUUGAUCUGCGCUUCCCUCAUCAUGACAAUGAGCUGGCUCAGUCAGAGGCCUACUUUGACAAUGACCAUUGGGUACGCUACUUCCUCCAUACGGGUCACCUGACCAUCGCAGGCUGCAAAAUGUCCAAAUCUCUGAAGAACUUCAUCACUAUUCAAGAUGCACUACAGAGAAAUACAGCCCGGCAGCUGCGUCUGGCAUUCCUCAUGCACUCCUGGAAGGACACACUGGAUUAUUCACCUAACACUAUGGAGUCUGCCGUCCAGUACGAAAAAUUCAUGAAUGAAUUCUUUUUAAAUGUGAAGGAUAUUUUAAGGACCCCCACAGAUAUUACAGGCCGGUUUGUGAGGUGGCAGUCCCAGGAAAUUGAGCUGAACAACAGCUUCUAUACCAAGAAGGCGUCCAUUCACGCAGCACUGUGCGAUAACAUUGACACACGAACGGUCAUGGAAGAAAUGCGAUCGCUGGUCAGCCAGAGCAACUCCUACAUUGCGUCCAAGAAAUCCAAUAAACAGCUGCCAAACAGAAUGUUACUGGAGAGCAUCCGCACCUACCUGACCAAUAUGCUCAAAAUAUUUGGAGCAAUAGAAGGAGAGGAGUCCAUCGGAUUCCCUGUAGGAGGAAGCGGACAGAAUGUUAAUCUGGAGUCCAUGGUAAUGCCGUACCUGCAAGUUUUGUCCCAGUUCAGAGAGGGGGUUCGACAAAUCGCCAAAGAGAACAAAGUGUUGGGGGUGUUGAGUCUGUGUGAUGGCCUUCGAGACGAUAUCCUGCCAGAACUUGGAGUGCGUCUGGAAGAUCAUGAAGGUCUGCCAACGGUGGUCAAACUUAUGGACAAAGAGACUCUGCUAAAGGAAAGGGAAGAAAAGAAAAAGGUAAAUGAA
This is a messenger RNA of Staurois parvus, 1957 nucleotides long. The record is from the annotation of a GenBank genome assembly. Lineage: Eukaryota; Metazoa; Chordata; Amphibia; Anura; Ranidae.